Molecule: messenger RNA, 7774 nt
Organism: Clupea harengus (Atlantic herring)
Lineage: Eukaryota; Metazoa; Chordata; Actinopteri; Clupeiformes; Clupeidae
Gene: vat1
Product: vesicle amine transport 1
Biological process (GO): negative regulation of mitochondrial fusion
Cellular component (GO): mitochondrial outer membrane
Molecular function (GO): zinc ion binding; oxidoreductase activity
Source: RefSeq, a predicted model, not a curated record
GUGCAGACUCAUACACUCUUUGUGAAAACGCGGAGUUCUGUUGUCAACCUUCGGGUGCAGAAGGCGUCGCGCAGUGUCCGUUAUUUUCCUGUAGACUUCGGGCUAACGCACUCAGCGCUGAUUAAUAAUAGAAAUAAGAACCUGUUCAUUUUUGUCUCUGUCUGACUAAGUUUAUCUGAGACACAGAGACGCGCGUCUGAAAUUCAUUCAGAAAGACUUGAAAAAAAAAGAUAAAGAAAACCUGAUCAUCUCAGUGGUCUUGCUGCUAAAUAGUCCAACAUAUACUUCUGAAAAUGUCUGGCGAAGACGCACCAGCUCAGCAGCAGAAUGCUGAAGAGCAGAAAAACCAAGAGACUAAAAAACCCGCUGAGGAGCCGAAAGCAGAGACCAAGCCAGACUCCCCGCCCGACAGCGCCGCUACUGAGGCUGCAGCCACCCCAGCAGCAGAGAAGGCGCCAGAGGAGGAGACUUUCACCUACCGAUCCCUGGUUCUGACUGGAUAUGGUGGUUAUGAUAAAGUUAAGCUGCAAGUGAAGAAGGGGAAGCCAGCCCUGAAGGCCGGCGAAGUAAUGGUGCGGGUCAAGGUGUGCGGGCUCAACUUCGCCGAUCUUUUGGCUCGCCAAGGGCUCUACGACCGGCUCCCGUCCCCGCCCGUAACGCCGGGGAUGGAGUGUUCUGGGAUCAUCGAAGCUGUGGGGGAAGAGGUGACUGAUAGAAAAGUGGGCGAUAGGGUGCUGGUCCUGAACCGCUGUGGACUUUGGCAGGAGGUUGUGGUGGUGCCAACCACACACACCUUCAUCAUGCCCGCGGCGAUGAGCUUCGAGGAGGCUGCCGCCCUGCCCGUCAACUACAUCACUGCCUACAUGAUGCUGUUCGACUUUGGCCACCUGCGCCCCAACCAGAGCGUACUCAUCCAUAUGGCUGCAGGUGGGGUGGGGAUCGCAGCCACUCAGAUGUGUCGUACGGUGGCGGACGUCACGGUGUUUGGUACAGCAUCAGCCAGCAAGCACGAGGUCAUCACCGAGGGCGGGGUCACGCACGCCAUCGACUACCGAACAAAGGACUAUGUGGAGGAGGUCCGCAAGAUCAGCCCUAAAGGGUUGGAUAUUGUGCUGGAUCCUCUUGGAGGCUCUGACACCCAUAAGGGCUACAACCUUCUCAAGCCCAUGGGCAAACUCAUCAGCUACGGUGCUGCCAACAUGCUGUCGGGCCAGAAGAAGAACCUGAUUGCUGUGGCGAAGACUUGGUACCACCAGUUCUCUGUGCACAGCCUCAGCCUGAUCCAGGGCAAUCGCAGCGUGUGCGGCUUCCACCUGGGCUACCUGGACACAGAGACUGAGCUCAUCGCCCAGGCCAUGGACACCAUCCUGGGGCUGUACUGCAGGGGCAAGGUCAAGCCCCGCAUCGACUCCACCUUCCACCUCGAACAGGUCGGUGAUGCAAUGCGUAAGAUGCAAGAGAGGAACAACAUUGGCAAAAUUAUCCUCACCACUGAGCCCAUGAAGGAGGAGGAGAAGAAGGAGGAGGCCAAGAAAGAAGAGAAGAAGGACGACAAGAAAAAAGACGACAAGAAGAAAGACGACAAGAAGAAGGAGGAGAAGAAGGACGGAAAGAAGGAAGAGAAGAAAGAGGAGAAAAAAGAGGAGAAAAAGGAAGAGAAAAAGGAAGAGAAGAAGGAAGAGAAGAAAGAAGAGAAGAAGGAGGAGAAGAAGGAGGAGAAAAAGGAGGAGAAAAAGGAGGAGAAGAAGGAGGAGGUUAAGAAAGCAGAGAAUUGAGAAAGACCCACCAGGGUGGAUAGUUAGGCAGACAAGUAGGGGUCAUUCUUUUUUGAGGGGGAGGGGGUAGAGAUAUUUUAUGUGUGUAUAUGCACAUGUUUGUGUUUGAAUGUGUGUGUGUGUGUGUGUGUGUGUGUGUGUGUGUGUGUGUGUGUGUGUGUGUGUGUGUGUGUGUGUGUAUGUAUGUAAGUAUGUAUGUGUGCACAACUUUAGUAUGCCUGUGUGUGUACGUGUAUGUGUUUUAGGUUUGUUAGACAAGGGAGUGUGUUUUUAACAGUGCACAGUCUAGCACCCAGCCUCUCCUCCAGGCCUCCGUGACAGUAUCUCUGGAGCUGCGCUGCACCUCACCCGAACCCUCAGUUCACAGUGCACCUACUAAGGGCUACUCACACAUCUACUCACAGCCCUCAUACACACACACACACACACACACACACACACACACACACACACACACACACACACACACACACACACACAAACACACACACACACACACACACACACACACAUACACACACAAACACACACACACAUACAAACACACCAAAACACUCACAAACAUGCAUGCAUAUUUUCACCCAGCAGAUCUACUGUGGUUCAUUGUCACAGAACAUAUAUCCCUGCACCUAUUUUAAAGUGUUAUAUUGGUAUUGUACUGUCGUAUUUUCUGCCUCUGAUCCAAUCGUAGGGCAAUAAUACAUACAGUAUAUAUCUAACUGUGACAUUGCUACAUCACAACUGUGUGUAGUGCCACUGCCCUAUUCCCCAAGAAUGUAUUGCACCACUAAGUAUUCUAUCCUAAAUUCCAACACUGUGGUAUUUGAUAUUGGUUUUCUAUCUACACUACAGUUGUAUAAGCUCCAGUAUACUGUCACUUCAGGGCUGUGUUCUAAAUGAAAGCGUAUUCACUACCUAGUCCACUCUGUCUGAUAGAGCUUCUUCAAAGGGCAUGUGGAGACAAGAAGUGCAGAUAUGUUCCUAUUUCAUGUGCAACCCCUGAGACGUGCACACCACUCACACGACCUGCUAAGGACUCUGGGUAAUGGCCUGGCCUGGGGUUGAUGGCUGUUGCCAUGACAACUGUGAUCCCUUUGCCUCCUGGACUGUCUGGUCUCUUCUCUCUCUCUCCCGCUCUCUCUCUCUCUCUCUCUCUCUCUCUCUAUGCCCCUGUCUCCCUGGUGCUCUUCUCUCCGCCCCCAUCCUCCUCAGCUGGAAGAUUCAGCGCUGAUUUCUGUCUUAAUACCUCUUCCCACCACCAACCUGCAAUGCCCUUUGGUCCAGACUCACAGACAUGGAUUUAAUCGCAUAACCACCUACCUGUGUACUAAAUGAAAUCUGCUGUCAUGAUCUCAUAGUGACGUGUGUAUCUGAAGGUGUGGUGGCCUUGUAGUUUCUCGAGGCAACUACAUUACCCAUGGUUCUGUGUUCUGCAGUGCCCUGGAAUUGCCUGACCUUAAAUCUGAUCACUGUCCUGUUAAAUUUAACAAGAGGAAACACAUUUUAAUGAGCCGACUGUUGGCAAGCAGUGCCAAUUAAGGAUGAAUUCUAUCCCUGUCCUUCUUCCAUUCUCUCUCUCUCUCUCCUUAUGUGUGUGUGUGUGUGUGUGUGUGUGUGUGUGUGUGUGUGUGUGUGUGUGUGUGUGUGUGUGUGUGUGUGUGUGUGUGUGUGUGUGUGUGUGUGUGUGUGUCUUUUCUUUCACUCCCUCACACAAACACACGUCAGAAGUGUGGCAUUGUGUGUCUGGAACAUUCCGAGUUGUGACAGGGAAUAGAAUGCUCUGGACCCCUUCCCCAGGACAAGGGAGGAAUUCUGGCCCCACUCUCACUUUGACUAGGAACCUGGCGUCGGCUCUGACCCGAGUUAUUCUGAUUGGAAAGAGAAAAUGAGCGCAACUCUCUCUCACUGUCACUGUCCUCUGCCGCAUGCCUUGUUCUCUGGUCGGCAUAGCAACAGGCUUCUGACUAGUCAGAGAUGACUGUGAGGCUGCAUCCUUCUCUCUUUCUCUCUCUGUGCCACAUCCCCUGUAUAGAAUGGGUGAUUCACCUUUGCCCCCACAUUCCCAGUUCUUGUAUAAUCACACAUAUAUCGCUGUUCAUAAUCUAUCUUAAUUAUGCAUCAGCUUUGGGCAGUGACAUCCUUACUGGCAAGAAAAGCACACUGCAGUAGUCUUACUCUCUCUUUCUUACUUGCUCUGUGAAGCGCUUCCCUCUUUUACCCAUUUGUCUGUGAGUCUGGUCUAUCUAGCCUCCAUUGAGUUGCAAUUAGUGUUUUUUUUUUGUGUUUUUGAUUUUUUUUUAAAGCUAAUAUGUUUGGUUGAUAGACCUCCCUGGUCUGUAUGAUGUGUGUGUGUGUGUGUGUGUGUGUACAUGUGAGACUCAUGUGUGUGGGCGCAUAUGUGUGUGUUGUCAUGUGUGAAGGUAUGUGUAUGUCCUCAGGUCAUUUGUCAGGUUUAGAAGAAAAAAAAAAAAAACUUUUCCCCUCUAAUCUCCCUGCCCCUCUCUCUACCUCCCUCACGCGAUUACCCAUGCUUCUCUGGCUCUCCCUCCCUCACACUCACACUCACACACACACACACACACACACACACACACACACACACACACACAAACACACACUCCCGCAGCCUUUCCUGCCCCUUCGUUGUCUCACUCUCUUUCUGUGAUAAGUGACCUGUAUUGGUUUUGUAUUAUUUGCACUCUGCUUGUUGAUCUUAAUGCACUUACAGCGAUGGCAGUUCCUCUCCUUUCCCAGUGGGUCGUCCACCCAGGGAUUUGCUUGUUACCCUCUAUUGCAGACACAACUACACACACACACACAUUGCGUCAGGUGCCACACACACACAUUCACAGAAUCAAAUUCACACACAAGCGCAGUCACACAUGCACACAUUUAUAGAGAGACAGACAGACAUUCACAUUUGUAAUGCAAUAGCCGUGUUUGGUGAACCACACAAGGCACCACUAUCAGAUAUGGUCAUAAAGAAACUUCUGCCACACAUUCUGCUAGCGCCCGGAGCAGCUGACCAGUGUUAAUCCACAGAGCAGAAUCAUUCAGAGCACACGAGACACAGCCAGCUACAGAUGACUGGGAAAUAGACCUGGUUCUGACCUAACACCAAUCCACACCAGAUCAGUGCCAGAUCUGUUACAAAGUCGGACCCUGUCUGGACACUCACACACACACACACACACAUACACAUACACACACACUGCCUCUUUCAUUCUGAUAGCUUUCAGCUGUAUGUUUAAGAUGCAGUGGUGCACUGGUAGAGGCCUGGUUCUGCCGUCCUGGUAAUUGAGAGUGAUAGUGUUCUGUCGUUAGAACCAGAUCGGGACCCGGUUCUGCUCUGGUCUGGGUGCUGGUUCUCACUAGCUCUGUUCUUCUGGUUGAGCUCUUCUUGUGUUCCUGAUCCUGUGGACGACGCCUUUGAGUUUCGGGGCGUCACCUGACCUAACAAAACACUCUUGUGAAGGAAAUCAUACUUUCAGUCUGUUUAUGUUUUUGUCCAUCUGUUUCCUGUUUUUUUUUCUUAUCUAUUUGUUUUGAUGUUUGACGAGUGUUUGAGCUCAAGGGUCAGCCUCUUAGAGAGAAAAAAAAAGAGAAAAAAAAUGAAAAUCUUGUUGUCAUUGUUUGGGUCCUGACCGAAUGUGCCAAACUGUGUUUGAACCUUCUUUAACCAUGCCAAGCAAACCUGCUUCUGUGCUUUCUGUUAACAAACAAAAAAAAAAAGAUAAAGAAUAAGAUGUUUUCUGGAUACAUUUCCUAUGACCUUGCUCCAAAAAAAAAAAACUAAGCAAACAGAGUCAAAAUUGUUCCUGGCGUGUGUGGAUGAAUCUCCGUGGCUUCCCAGUCACGAUGCUCGUAGGUGCUGACCGAGUUCUUGCUACCGAAUAUCAUCUGAUGCUGUCACAGAAAUUCCAUCCCAACAAUUCAGAGUGUUUGUGCUGGCGACUGCAGAUGAUGGCUGUGCCUGCAUACCUAAUAAACGCUGAAAUGUUGACCACAGAAACCACUACCCAUACCCCCGCCCCCCCGCCCCUUUCUAAUCUGUAAUGUGUCCACUCAGGCAGAGCUUGAUACAGUAUGUCUGAUUGUGUCAACACACCACAAGUGGCUAUAGAGAGUUUGGCCUAUUUUGUAAUGUUGUAAUCGCAGCAUAUUUUGUAAUGUUUGAGGCCAUUUGAUAGGCUACACAUACAUUCUCAAAACUCGCAGCAUUUAGACUCCCACUUAAAGAAAAAAAAAAACACAACACACACACACAGAUUAGAAAGCCAAGUUGUAAAAUAUGUUGCUGCUCGAAAGCAUGGAAAUCAGAUCAUCUCUGCUCUGGAUCCAGCUGGGGAGCAGCUGCCCAGAGACGGAUCGACCUAGACAUUCAGGUCCUGGAACCGCUCUCACGGAGCGCUUUCCAUGACAGUGGUCAUAACAACAGACUUCCAGAACUGUCUGAACAUGGAACAAACCGCAGACACCAAGGUCUAAAAGUUCCUGUUUCUAGAACUGAUCUCCUGUCUACAAUGACUUCAGAUCAAAGCAUUGAGUUUUUCCUUUGUUUUGCUCAGAUGUAUUUAAUUGCUAAUUGCCCCCAUCCGCCCUCAAAUCAAACAUAUCCCAGUAUCAACAUCUGGACUGGAAUGACAUACAUUUAUUGGCAUGUGUGCUUGGCGCAUUGAAUUCAACACUGAAAUCUGACUCUGGAUUUUUCUUCAUGUAGCUCUGAGCCAGCAUGGCUGCAUUCUGGUCUCAGUGGCAGGUGUGCGUGUCUCUAGUGGGCGGGGCUGAGUGCAACAGGGAGCCAGAGAGCCAGGCCGAGACGCAGCUCUGAGCCAGACCACUUCCUCAGGAUGAUGGCUUCCCCAGAGCAGGAAGACUAAUGGUGUUCCGCUUUCUCUCUCUCUCUCUCGUUCAGAUACACUGCCUGGGCUCCAGAUGCAGUCCGCCACUAGACCUUUUAAACGAUCCCUGAAUCAGACAUUUUUAAUGAUCCCAUUUCUCCUGGCUUUUAAGGAUUUAAAUGUCUGAUCUCGGUUCAUAGUGUUAAUUGAGCAGAAAUUAGAAUGAAAAAUAGCGGUCUCACUGACUGAAUAACACAGUCAAUUAAAAAUAGCUGUACUUGAAAUAUUCAAGAACAGAAAUGCUUAAGUGAGAUUCUAGGAUUUGAUGCUGCACUGUAGAUGAUCUGCUCAAAGAUAUGAUGAGAGAUGAGCUAAGUGUCUGUGGCAUGCAUAAGUGUAAAAAGACAUGUUGUUUUCAGUAUGAGGUCUUUAAAGACAGCCAUACUUGUGGUUAGCCACUACAAGCAUGUGGAUAGCAGACACAUUUUCACUCAUAGUAUAGUAUCAGUAUUUUUGCUUCACUGUUGGCACCUUCUCUCCAAACACAUUAUUCCUACACAAAUCCUGCAGUAGCUUUUGUCUGGUUGUUAAGAUGUUACAUUGGCUCAGCUUUCAGUAAAGUAUUGGAAGUCCUGUUAAGAAUGUGUAUGUGCUCGUUGCUCAUUGUGUGUGCUGCCUGAAUAGUGCUUAGCUGACCCAUUCGGACCAUUAUCACCGCUUUAAAUCUGGUCUCAAUCACAGUGCCAAUCACAGCAUCCGGGUCAACCCGUAUCUUGUGACUGACAGUUAGGUCAACCACUGGACUCUCUGGGGAAAUGCUGCACAAACACGAAGUCAGGGUCAGUCUCAUUCAUCACACUGCGUCUGUCCGAGGAAAGGCUUCACCCACACACGUCAGAGAUACAACAGGUUUGUUUUACUCUGUUUGUUUGUUUGUUUGUUUCUUUGUUUGUUUUCUCUCUCUCUCUUCCCUCAAUUUGUGGUCUCUCUGUUUGGUUUUUUGGAACCCUCUGAAGUGCUGCUGCUUCGUGUGCUUGAUUCUGGGUUGGACCAGCCCUGGUCCGUCUGGCCGUAGAGCUCGUAACGCUUCUGUGUGUGAUGUUACCAUAUGCCUUACAUGUUUUCCAGGACUAAUAAAUGAGCAUAACAAAAAAAAAA